Drosophila yakuba is the source of this 2537-nucleotide messenger RNA. RefSeq lists its product as uncharacterized. The record is from RefSeq and is a predicted model, not a curated record. Lineage: Eukaryota; Metazoa; Arthropoda; Insecta; Diptera; Drosophilidae. The transcript has 2 exons. The coding region runs from base 1520 to 2101 and encodes 193 amino acids.
AUAGGAGAGCACAUCGAAACGCUCUAGAAAAUCAAAAGCAACUAGCAGAAACCUAUUAUUUUCCAAGAAUGAAACAAAAAAUUAUACAUUUAGUUAAGCAAUGUAAACUUUGCAAAGAAGCUAAAUAUGACAGACACCCCCCAAAUCCGGAAAUUCAAGAAACUCCUAUUCCAGAAUAUCCCGGUCACAUAUUGCACAUUUACAUUUAUUCUACAGAACGACACUUAGUACUCACUGCAAUAGAUAAGUUUUCUAAAUUAGCGCAAGCACGAAUUAUAAAUUCAAAAGCAAUAGAAGAUAUCAGAACGCCUUUGCGUGACAUUAUAUUUUAUUUCGGAGUCCCAAAACAUAUCGUUAUGGACAACGAAAAAGCUUUCAAUUCCCAAUCAAUUAAGUUCAUGUUGGAGCAGCUACAGAUAGAAGUCUAUACUGCCCCACCAUACAAAAGUACCGUUAACGGUCAGGUAGAACGAUUCCAUUCAACACUCUCAGAGAUAAUGAGAUGCCUCAAGAAAGAGGGCACUGAGAGAAAUUUUAAAGAACUUUUAGAAAGGGCAGUUUACGAGUACAAUUACAGUUUUCAUUCGGUUACAAAGAAACGACCAUUAGAAGUAUUCUUCGGUAGGAGAGUAACAACAGACCCGGACCAAUACGAGACAGCCAGACAAGACAAUAUUGAAAGACUUAAAAAUAAACAGAAAAUUGACCGAACAAACCACAAUAAGAAAAAAACGAAAUACUAAACUAUCAGCCAGGAGAAGAAAUAUUCGUAAAAAUAAACACUAGACUAGGUUCAAAGCUUUCCCCAAGAUAUAGGAAAGAAAUAGUUAAGGAAAACAAGCACACUACAGUAACAACAGAAUCGGGAAAAACGGUACAUAAAAGCCAUAUCAAAAUCUAAAAUUUUUCAGAAUAUUACUAUGGAUUACGAACGAUGUCAGUGGAACGAUGAACCUUACAAACUAUACGAACGCACAGAUACUGACAAUGAACAAGGGGAUCGGAAAACUACAAACCUCAACAACUACCUCAUUAACCUCGACCAAAUCCAAACCGCUUUAGAUAUUUUACAUGAACAUACGGAAAAUAACCUUAAACGCAGUCCAUUAUACGCUACCCUUCACCAUGAGAUAAACACAACUACUCACAUAUUCCGAACAAUCACAGCCUUUCCCAAAACUCGAAAAACUAGGUCCUUAAAUUGGCUAGGGUCAGGAUGGAAGUACAUAGCGGGUAGCCCAGAUCAUGAUGACCUGGUUAUGAUAGAGCAGAACUUAGAUAAACUUAUUGACAAUAAUAACCAACAGGUCAUUAUUAACAAACAGUUAGAAGGAAGAAUAAAUAAACUAACUUCAGUAUCUAAUGCUCUCAGCAAUUCUAUUCAAAAAAGCAGUUCAGUAAGUAUAGAGACGGCUAUUAGUUUGCACAACCAGAUUCGCCUUUUAAAAGAAGAAAUUAUUAACAUUAAAAUAUGCCAUUCAAUGGGCACGAUUAAACGUAGUUAACACACUUGUAUUAAAUGAAGCUAGUUCAGGGACAGAAAGCGCUGUGUAGUUUUAGCAAUGCCGACCAUGUACCCAAAAUAGAAGAAGUCGACGAUGGAAUCAUCCUACUAAACGACUACGAUGGAAACGCAACAUGGAACAACACAGAACUUUACCUAGAGGGCACCUAUCUGGUUCAACUAUCAAAUGACUCGAUAAUUAUCGACAACCAGCAGUUUAGCAACUUGGAACCUACAGUCUCGACCCCCGGAGCACCUCUUGUGCAGUUUACGGCCGAAGAAAAAGAAAGACUUAAGGUUCUAUCCCUUAAAGCAUUGGAAGCAUUGCACAUAAACAGCACUGGACAGCUGAUGAACAUAAGAACACAUUCAACAGUUAACAGCAUUACUUUGUUAACACUCUUUGGGAUUGUGCUGGUUCUCAUCCUUGGUUUGCACAUCUAUAGCCAACGGAAGAAGAGCAUAACCCUGCAACUAGGUCCCACGCCUGGAAUGGAAGCGAAAGUCACCACGAUUCUCGCACCUACAACCCGCGAGCAAUCUUCGACUGAGGCACAGCACCAGCUACCUCAGUUCAACGACAUUCAAUACUUUUAGAGACAGCUUGAGGACAAACAUAAAUUGGGGGGGGAAGAGUUAACAACAAAAAUGUUUAAAUCCAGAACAAUGAACCCCAAUAAGCAAGCUUCAAUCUGCAAGCUCAGCGUCUGCAUAAUUUCCUGCACACGCCGAGCUGCCAAGCAGAAUUCGAUAAUUUCCUGCACACGCCGAGCUGCCAAGUAGAGUUCGAAGAAUUUGAUUGGUAACAACUUCCGCUCCCACCAAUGCAAGUGAUUCCAAGAAGACUGCACGGAUUUGACCAGCAAAACAUCAGCCGAUGUCGUGGCCUAUUGGAAAGCUACGGAGCCGACGCCGAUCCUCUGCCACCAACGGCAGCGCAGCUCACAGCCAAAGACUCACAGCUUGCUAGGGACAGCUUAGGGUAAUUUAGUUGCAAAUUGGAUUUAUACAAAUAAAGUCGUUCUUAACUGAA